UGGUAGAUAGUAACGCGUACAGCGAACUUGUCGAACCCUGUUUUUGGUUAUCUCCUGGAUGUCAACCAAAUUCCCAAGUCACAAGUCUACCCCAGACUUUUGUCCAUGUGAAGAAUUCGUGGAGAAACUUGACUCACGAUAGUGCAUCAUUUAUCCAUAUUAUUUUCCCUUUGGUGUAAAACCUGGAGCCAAACUAAGGUACCCUGACGUUUACGAGUUACUUGUUCAUGCAAAAGCAACCUUGGUGCAACCAGGCGAGCGGACAAGCAACCGACCAGCAGCCAGCCAACUGGGAGUACUGUACCUACGCAAGCGGCAAAAGGUCAUCUCAACAUCCAUCCUUCGCUGUACGGAACAGACUGCCGGGACCAGCACGGACUGACUGACUGUCUGUCUAUUCUUACCAUCCCCACGCCCCUCCUCCACAUUGAAUUGGCCGUGUGACCUCUUCCAUUCUCCUCUGUUCUUUUAAAACGUUGCAGAUGGGCGCUGCUGCUUGACAGCCCCAGGUUGCCCAACAUUCCCUCCUCAACACCAAGCCGCCUUGCCUCCAAUAUCCCCCUUCAAACAAUACACGGCAUCCGUAACUCCUCGGCAGCCGACCGAGGCGAGCAGUCCGAGUCACUGCUGCCGGCCGAACACCAGCCGACCGCCCGUGGCGUCUACAACCCUUCACAAACGGUCCGACAUCGACGCAACGCCUCGACCGGCUCAGAGCCUGCCUCGUACGCUGGAUCCGAAUCAUCUUGGACGGACACAGGCGACAUUGCCGAGCAGCUAACCGCUGAGGAUCCUCUUCGUGACCGUCUCCUGGACGAGCCUGCCCAUGCCGAUUUCCUUGCUGGGAUUGUGAAGCGCCAAUCUCAACACAAAAAACACAAACGGGUUCGAUACCAAGAGUCCACGACUUCGUCCCGUAAUCGCUCGACGUCGCCAUAUCAGCACCAUCGCGCUGGCCUCGUUAAUAAGGAAGCGAUUCACAUACCAGACGCUGUUGUUCCUCAACAGAGCAGGGCUGAGCGCCUAAUAGCCCGCAUCAUGUCGGGCGGUUCAAGUCCCAUCCAUGGCCUCACCGGCAAACCCUUGAUCUACUUCACAAGCGUCUUCGUGUCGUUGGGAGUGUUCCUUUUUGGAUAUGAUCAAGGAGUUAUGUCGGGAAUCAUCACUGGCCCUUACUUCAAAGAAUACUUUAACAACCCCACCAGGGCACAGGUGGGUGCCAUGGUCGCAAUCCUCGAGGUCGGCGCCUUCAUCUCGUCCCUCAUGGUUGGGAGGAUUGGCGACAUCAUUGGUCGCCGACGAACGAUUCUCUAUGGCUCCAUGAUCUUCUUCGUCGGGGGUGCCAUGCAGACAUUGGCCACCGGCUUUGAAAUGAUGCUGGUUGGGCGCGUUAUAGCCGGUCUCGGCGUUGGUAUGCUAUCAACGAUCGUACCAGUUUACCAGUCCGAGAUCUCGCCUCCGCAUAACCGAGGAAAACUUGCGUGCAUAGAGUUCACUGGAAACAUCUUCGGCUAUGCGACCUCAGUCUGGGUAGACUACUUUUGCGGCUUCAUUACGAGCAACAUGUCAUGGAGGCUCCCACUGAUGAUGCAGUGCAUCAUGGGCGCCCUACUUGGCCUGGGCAGUCUGAUCAUUGUCGAGUCCCCAAGAUGGCUUUUGGAUAAUGACCACGACGAGGAAGGAAUUGUUGUCAUCGCCAACCUUUAUGGUGGAGGUGACAUCCAUAACUCUAAGGCACGCGAAGAGUUCCGCGAUAUCAAAAUGGACGUUCUGAUUCAGCGCCAAGAAGGCGAGAGAUCAUACAGCGAGAUGUUCAGGCGCUACAGGACACGUGUGUUCAUUGCCAUGUCAGCGCAGGCCCUGGCUCAGUUGAACGGCAUCAACGUUAUUUCGUACUACGCGCCGUACGUUUUUGAGUCGGCUGGCUGGGUAGGCCAUGAUGCUGUGCUGAUGACAGGUAUCAACGGCAUAACCUACCUGCUCUCAACCGUCCCGCCAUGGUACAUAGUUGAUUCUUGGGGUCGUCGGCCUAUUCUGCUCAGCGGUGCAGCCAUGAUGACCGGCUCCCUCGCUAUGAUAUCUUAUUUUCUCUACCUUGAUAUCAAACAGACACCGAUGCUUGUUGUCAUAUUCGUUAUGAUAUACAACGCUGCAUUCGGAUACUCGUGGGGCCCUAUUCCCUGGUUAUACCCACCAGAGAUUCUCCCCCUCAGCAUCAGAUCAAAGGGAGCUAGUCUUUCAACAGCCACGAAUUGGGCAUUUAACUGGCUGGUCGGUAUGAUGACACCAAUCCUUCAGGAUAUAAUCCAUUGGAGGCUUUACCUUGUGCAUGCAUUCUUUUGCGCUUCCAGUUUCGUCAUUGUGUACUUUAUCUAUCCUGAAACUUGCGGCGUCAGGCUUGAAGACAUGGGUAGCCUCUUUGGUGACAGCACCACAGCGAUGGGCACUCCGGCAACGAUGGGAACACCAGCCCAGGACCCAGAGACAGGAGCUCUUCUUCGCCCCAGUUCCCCUAUUCCGCCAUUAGAUAUUCGUAACGGCUCUGGAGGUCCCUUUGGAGCUGCGGGGGCUAUUCCCGGUUUAAACAUCGACCCACCUGACCAAGCCGCCGUCGAUGCGAAGAACAGUCGAGACGCCGAGCAAGGGGGUGGUGGCAUUGGGGCCUGGUUUUCCAGAUUGAUGGGCCGCGGUAGGUCCCGCAAUGGGGAAUCAAGUCGCGAUGGGGGCCGCUACACUGCCAUCGGCCAAGGAGAUGAUUAAGCGGUGGGUAUAGCAAGCGGGAAACAGAGCGUAUUCAACCUCCGGUCUUUUAACUUUUUGUUAUUGCGUCGCUCUAGUGUAUGGAGACAGUCUUUGAAGACGAUCGCCUUUCUCAUGGGUCUGCACUCGGGAUUGCUUGCUUGCAUAUAGAAUGGCGUCAAGCCAACCGACCAUGGCCGUCGGACGAACCCAACCUCAUGGUCGAGGUCGAAAUUUUGGAUUUUUGUGAUGGCUUAGACAAGCGAGGGCAUGGUGUCAGGACAUUCACCUGCCCGUGUCAGAUAGUGAAUGUACCUAGGUAUCUAUUGGAAGGAUUGUGCCCAUCU
Messenger RNA from Pyricularia oryzae 70-15, 3086 nucleotides. RefSeq names its product high affinity glucose transporter. NCBI's taxonomy places the organism in Eukaryota, Fungi, Ascomycota, Sordariomycetes, Magnaporthales, Pyriculariaceae. Gene Ontology annotation, molecular function: carbohydrate:proton symporter activity. Gene Ontology annotation, cellular component: membrane. The record is from RefSeq and is a predicted model, not a curated record. The transcript is spliced from 5 exons. Gene Ontology annotation, biological process: carbohydrate transport; transmembrane transport. The coding region runs from base 1039 to 2760 and encodes 573 amino acids.